This is a messenger RNA of Pestalotiopsis fici W106-1, 1872 nucleotides long. RefSeq lists its product as uncharacterized. Bases 1 to 1872 code for a protein of 623 amino acids. NCBI's taxonomy places the organism in Eukaryota, Fungi, Ascomycota, Sordariomycetes, Amphisphaeriales, Sporocadaceae. Gene Ontology annotation, molecular function: protein binding. The record is from RefSeq and is a predicted model, not a curated record. The transcript has a single exon.
AUGAGUUCGGAUGACAUGGGAAAAUCAGGACUGAUAACUGAUUACACGAUGCAUUUCGGGAAACUACUCAAACGAGCAACUGCUUUGAUCCUGUCUGAUAGACUCAGUAUCGAGUGCCAGAACGAUAUGGAGGCUGUGGUUAUCAAAGCCAGAGGCUACGUCCUUGGUUACGUUGAAGCUGUGGAUGAUGAUAUGAGAACCAACAACAGGCAGUGCAUUGACGUCAGUUGGAGGGACAUAUUUGGUACCGAAACAUUCAGGGGACACGACAUUGUCUCUUGGACGAUCCAGACGUCGUCUAUCCCCUUGAAAAGGGGAGAUAUUGUUUGUCUGAUCGAAGGUGCGACAAGGCCUACCAUCAUUAGAGCCUAUCGGGACUUUUCAGCUGUUCUUGUGAUAGCGGCGCAACCCCCAAAGUACCUGGACGAGCACGAUGUGCAUUUGACAUGGGGUUCGGUUUCCAAGCAGAUUGCUGUUCCUCAACGCGAUUUUCUCCUUGUUUGGGAUUGGAAUUACUCUCCAGAGAUGUUCACUAUACACGAUUGCUAUUCAGCAUGGGCACACUCAAAUGAAUGGUCUGAAGAGAUAACAAACACGGACACGGAUGUUCAUCUUGCCAGAGCAAAUCAGGUUUUGAAAUGCGGAAUCCUUUCGCUUGAUGCAGGCAAUCUAGCAAUUGCAGAACAGAGGUGCUCAGAGGCGCUGUUGUACUAUGAAUCAGCACUUCAAGUGCGAGAUUCGGUCGGAAGAUGCCAAAAAGAAUUUGCAGAGCUACUUUGUAAAGUACAAGACAGGAUCGACGCCAUUUUCUAUACGCCCCUUUCGCAUGAUCCGGAGAGUCAAAGGGCAGUGGGAGUCCGGAGCAUUUCCUUGCUGUUCUUUUGGGUAUUACAAAGCGAGUACCGGUUUGUCAUGAAACUUCUGUCGGAAACAGGCAUGGUGGACCCCAAUAUUGGGGUCCAUGGAUGGCCAUCAAUGCUAUCGCUAGCAAUUAGAAUGGGACGGUUAGACAUCAUUGACUGGCUGCUUCGAAAAGGAGCAAAUGUCAAUAGUCUGUCAUUCCAACAUUCUAAGGAGAUGAUACCACUCCACGAGGCGACAGAAAUGGGGCAUCUGGCGAUGGUGGAGCGAUUGCUCAAGGCGAAAGCAAACGUGAAUGCAACGACGAGAUUUCGAAAAGAGACAGCACUUCAAAAAGCAGCCGGAGCUGGCCAUGUUGCAAUUGUAGAUUGUCUGCUCCGUGCAAAAGCACAUGUCAAUGCUACAAAUGGGCCGGGAAGUACCGCACUCCACAAGGCAUCGGAAGCCGGCCACCUCGCCAUCGUGGAACGACUACUCCAAGCCAAAGCAGACGUCAACGUGGGGGGAAGAUUCGGAGAGCACCGGCCACUUGAGGCUGCCUCUGGUGCUGGUCAUCUGGCUAUUGUAGAGCGCCUGAUCAAAGCGAAUGCAAAGAUCAACGGAGGCGGCUACUUUAGAGAAAAGUCGCCCAUUCAGGCAGCGUCGGGCAAUGGCCAUCUUGCAAUAGUGGAACGGUUGCUACAAGCGGGGGCAGAUGUCAAUAUUGGGAAGGAAUUUGGGUUAGAAACGGCACUUGUAGCUGCUUCCCAUGGCGGCCACCUUGCUGUGGUAGAACGAUUGCUCCAAGCAAAGGCUCAUGUCAACGGUGGAACAGGACCACAAAGAAGCGGACGGACAGCGCUCCAAGCAGCCUCAGAAGCCGGUCAUCUUGAUAUCAUCGAGAGAUUGCUACAGGCAAAAGCAUGGGUCAGAGAAACAAGUAUCGACGAAGAAACAGCACUCAGUCUGGCGUCAAAGGCGGGUCAUUUACACAUUGUGGAACGACUCAAGUUAGCAGCAGUAUCCAGGUGA